CCUGAAUCUUCGGAUGGUUGCCUAGGCUGCGCGAGUGCGUAAGGUACCUUACGUAUCGUAUCUUGAGGGUAACACACCAUGAUUGUUAACCCCCAUAAUUACCAACCACCGAAGGUCAAUUCCAGAAGCUCACUUUAAGAAAGAUCCAUCAUUCACGUGAUGUCGCGGCGCGUUUCGACACACUCUCCUUUGGGUAAUUGGAUUUGGGCAACUGCGCGUGAACUCGGUUCUAUCAGCCAAACGAAAGCGUGUCUUCAACACCAACGGCUGGCCAACCUGUGUCGGUCAAUUGUGCUCUCACGAUGGCCCGGCGGUCAUCUCGCCAGAUGGUGCAGUCCAAGUCGGCAACGGAGUCGAAAUCCCACAUUCUAGAGAAAGGCGUUUCCGCCGCUGUUAACGGCAUCAAGGCUGUCGUCAAUGCAUCCAAAGCCGAAGUAAACGAAAGGAAGAAUCCAAAACGCAAAGCCACCCAUACUGAACCGCACGUCGACGGCGAGGACCUCGACUCCAUUGACCCGACCGAGGACAAGGAAAGAGAAGAAGAGGGAGACCAGCUUCAAGGGACAAAGAAGCCCGCGGCCAAGAGGAGGAAAACCGCCUCCAAAAAAGACGCCGAAAACAACAUGCCACUAGCAGCCCGGACAGCCAUCACCUCUCUCAAGAGGGCCAUGUACAUUGGGGCCCACGUUUCAGGCGCCGGGGGUGUACAGAACGCGAUUCAGAACGCCUCAAAUAUCGGGGCAAAUGCCUUCGCCCUAUUUCUCAAAUCGCAGCGCAAAUGGGUAAGCCCGCCGCUCGCUGACGAAUGCAAGACUCAGUUCCACGCCAUGUUGAAGCAGCACAGCUACGACUCGCGCAAGCACAUCCUCCCGCACGGGUCAUACCUCGUCAAUCUCGCCCAAGCCGACGCGGAGAAAGCUACCCAGGCCUACGACAGUUUCCUGGACGACCUGCAGCGGUGUGAAGCGUUGGGGAUCACGCUUUACAACUUUCAUCCGGGCUCCACGGGCGGCGCCAGCAUGGAAUCGGCCUGCGCGCGCAUUGCAGCGCAGCUCAACAGGGCACACAAGGCCACCGAGUCGGUCGUGACUUUGCUCGAGAACAUGUGCGGUAGCGGCAACGUGGUCGGCUCGCGCUUCGAGGACCUGCGAGACAUCAUCGCGCUCGUCGACGACAAGUCCCGCGUCGGGGUGUGCCUCGACACGUGCCACGCCUUUGCCGCGGGCUACGACCUCCGCUCGCCCGAGGCCUUCGCUGAGACCAUGGCCGAGUUCGACAGGGUCGUCGGCACGGAAUACCUGCGAGCUCUGCACCUCAACGACAGCAAGGCCCCGUUUGGCUCGCACCGAGACCUGCACGCCAACAUCGGCACGGGCUUUCUCGGACUGCGUGCCUUCCACAAUAUCAUGAAUCACGAGGCCCUUCAGGGCCUGCCGAUGGUUCUCGAGACGCCGAUCGACGAGAAGGGCCCUGACGGCAAGACAGUCGAGAAUAAGCAGAUCUGGGCUGACGAGAUCAAGCUUCUCGAAAGUCUCAUAGGGAUGGACGUUGAGAGCGACGGGUUCCGGGAGAAAGAGGAGGCGCUGCAAGCCAAGGGCGCUACCGAGAGGCAAAAGAUCCAGGAGCAGGUGGAUAAAAAGGCCGAAAAGGACGCAAAGAAGGAAGCCAAGGGCAAAAAGAAGAGCAAGAAAAAGAAGGACGAGGACACUUGUGACUCGUGCAGCGAGAACGACUGAGUGGAGAGUUUCUCUACUGUGUAAACUUCAUAAUGUGUAUCAUGUACGGAGUUAAGGGGGUAUUAUCCUUUGUGUACUAAGAAGACCAGAAAUUGUAAGAAUAGGCGAAAAGCCGGCGACAGCAGACAGACUGAGACCUCGAGUAGAUCUCGCCACAACAAACAAGUAAUAACGAUACCCAGUCAGCCUCCAGCC
Messenger RNA from Canariomyces notabilis, 1931 nucleotides. Its product is annotated as AP endonuclease. Gene Ontology annotation, molecular function: DNA-(apurinic or apyrimidinic site) endonuclease activity; DNA binding; zinc ion binding. The transcript has a single exon. Bases 303 to 1736 code for a protein of 477 amino acids. Gene Ontology annotation, cellular component: nucleus; mitochondrion. The record is from RefSeq and is a predicted model, not a curated record. Gene Ontology annotation, biological process: base-excision repair. NCBI's taxonomy places the organism in Eukaryota, Fungi, Ascomycota, Sordariomycetes, Sordariales, Chaetomiaceae.